AUGCGAGAGGGCAGAAAAUCCUCAGGCGUGGACACAUGUCUCAGCUCGGAGGUGCCCGACUCCACCUUCCAACACUGCAAGGAAGUUUGCAUCUGUCACACGUGGCAUCGGGAAGCUGCGGACAUUCUGAUGUGCACCUUCGGUGUUGCUUCCUUAUGCGCCUGUCUUCUUGUGUUUUGUGCUGACAUCUCGAAGAGAGGCAGGCCAAGCUCAAGAACUGGAACGCAGAGUUCCUGCCUUCGAUGGUCGAAUGGCUGCAACUUCUAUAACAGUCUCUAUUAUGUCGCAUACGCCGUGUCCGACUCUUGGUCGCCACUCUGGGACGAAAGCUGUGGAACAGGCAUUCAGGACCUCUUCAGCAACCAGUGCCAUCAAGCAGGCGGAUCACCCAUGUGUUUCUUGAACUGCUGCUUCUUUGCUGUACCAUGGCUGGAGUUCUUCGGAUAUGGCUCGUACCUUUGGAACAUCAUGUGGCUUCUCGACCUGGCCAGAUUUACAUUGAAGCCCCUUGCACCGGAGAAAGUGCUUGGCAUUCCGUU
Messenger RNA from Symbiodinium necroappetens, 539 nucleotides. NCBI's taxonomy places the organism in Eukaryota, Dinophyceae, Suessiales, Symbiodiniaceae. The record is from the annotation of a GenBank genome assembly.